Molecule: messenger RNA, 1529 nt
Organism: Gavialis gangeticus (Gharial)
Lineage: Eukaryota; Metazoa; Chordata; Crocodylia; Gavialidae
Gene: ARSA
Product: arylsulfatase A
Exons: 9
Molecular function (GO): arylsulfatase activity
Source: RefSeq, a predicted model, not a curated record
AGCCCGUCGCGGGCCGCACUGCUGACCGGCCGGUACCAGACCCGCUCCGGCGUCUACCCCGGCGUCUUCUACCCGGGCUCGCAGGGCGGGCUGCCGCUGGCCGAGGUCACGCUCGCCGAGCUGCUGAAGGCGCGGGGCUAUGCCACGGCCAUGGUGGGCAAGUGGCACCUGGGCCUGGGGGCCAACGGCUCCUUCCUGCCCAUGCACCAGGGCUUCGACCACUUCCUGGGGGUGCCCUACUCCCACGACCAGGGCCCCUGCCAGAACCUCACCUGCUUCCCGCCCCACACCGAGUGCUUCGGGGCCUGCGACCAGGGCGUGGUGCCUGUCCCGCUGCUCCUCAACCGCAGCAUCGUGCAGCAGCCCGUUGCCUUCCCCAAGCUGGAGCCGCACUACACCAAGUUCGCCCGGGACUUCAUCGCCGACUGUGCCCGCCGCGGCCGCCCCUUCCUGCUCUACUACGCCUCCCACCACACCCACUACCCCCAGUUCGCGAGCCAGGGCUACACGGGCCGGUCACGGCGGGGGCCCUUCGGAGAUGCCCUCCUGGAGCUAGACGGGGCAGUGGGGAGCCUGCUGCAGGCGCUGCAGGACCACGGCCUGGACGGCCACACGCUCGUCUUCUUCACCUCCGACAACGGCCCCGAGACGAUGCGCAUGGCGCGCGGGGGCAGCUCUGGCCUCCUGAAGUGCGGGAAGGGCACGACGUAUGAGGGCGGCAUGCGCGAGCCCGCCGUGGCCUAUUGGCCGGGCCGCAUCUCGCCGGGCGUGACCCACGAGCUGGCCAGCACCCUGGACAUCCUGCCCACCAUGGCUGCCCUGGCCGGGGCUCCACUCCCCAACAUCGAGCUGGACGGCUAUGACCUGACCCCAGUGCUCUUCGGACAAGGACCGAGCCCCCGGAAGACGGUGUUUUACUACCCGUCGGCCCCCAGCAAGCUGCUGGGCGUCUUCGCCGUCAGGCAGGGGAGGUACAAGGCCCAUUUCUUCACCCAAGGCGCCUUCCACAGCGACACGACCCCUGACGUGGCCUGCCACGGGCUGACGCCGCUGACGGCCCACAAGCCCCCACUGCUCUUUGACCUGGAGUCGGACCCGGCAGAGAACUACGACCUGCUGCAGAGCAGCACGGCCCCGAGCCCCGUGGUGCUGCAGGCGCUGAAGGAGAUCCAGAUGCAGAAGAUGCUGUUUGACAAGCGCAUGGUGUUCGCGGACAGCCAGAUGAGGAAGGGCUACGACCCCGCCCUGGAGCCCUGCUGCGUCCCUGCCUGCACCCCCAAGCCCUCCUGCUGCCGCUGCCCCUAGCCUGGCCGUCGCCACGGCCCCGCUGUCAUCCCUGCUGCAACCCGCGGCUGCCAGCACAGCCUGACUAACCCCCCAGGGCUUUGCGGCCCCUUGGGGCUCCUGGCCGAGCUCCUGGUGGUGCUGGCUAGUUGCCGAGCCGUGAGCCACAGGGCUCCCAGCGCUGGAGGACCCACAGUGCUCAUGUUUAUUACUAACGCUGGACGUCCGUCCGCCCUUCGUGGGGA